GAACACCCCUCCAGCUCGGAACCCGGGCCGGGCCAGGAGCCUACCGGGCCGCGCUAGUCCGGGGCCGAGCAGCCGAGUGCGGGAGCCCCGCGGUGCAGGCCCGGCCAAUCAGCGACUGCGAGGCGGGCGGGGUGGAGGCGCCGCGCUAGCUGAGCGGAGUUCCAGGCAGAGGCGCCACUGCCGUGCCAGAGCGGACCAUGCCACGCUCACCCGUGCUCUUCCUGCUGCUCCUUCUGCUGCAGCCGCAGCCGGCACCCGGCCUCGGGCUCCGCGGCGCGGGCGGCCAUAACCCCGAGUGCGAUCCGUGCCGGCCGGAGCGCUGUCCCGAGCCCACGCGCUGCCCCGCGCCCAGCAUCGCUGCGCGCGACGAGUGCGGCUGCUGCGCGCGCUGCCUGGGCGCCGAGGGCGCGAGCUGCGGGGGGUGGGCCGGCGUGCGUUGCGGCCCCGGGCUGGUGUGCGCGAGCCGCGCCGCGGGAGCCGGGCCCGAGGGCACUGGGCUCUGCGUGUGCGCGCAGCGCGGCGCCGUCUGCGGCUCCGACGGCCGCUCGUACCCCAGCGUUUGCGCGCUGCGCCUGCGCGCCCGGCAGGUGCCGCGCGCGCACCCCGGCCACCUGCACAAGGCACGGGACGGACCCUGCGAAUUUGCUCCUGUGGUCAUCACUCCACCCCGGAGUGUUCACAAUGUCACCGGGGCACAGGCGUCCCUGUCCUGUGAGGUGAGAGCUGUGCCUGCCCCAGUUGUCACAUGGAGGAAGGUCACACGGUCUCCUGAGGGCACCCAGGUGCUGAAGGACCUGCCUGGGGACCACAUCAAUAUAGCUGUCCAGGUGCAAGGGGGCCCUUCUGACCACGCAGCCACGGCCUGGGUUUUGAUCAACCCUCUGAGGAAGGAAGACGAGGGGGUGUACCAGUGCCAUUCAGCCAACGCGGUUGGGGAGGCCCAGUCGCACGGCACAGUCACCGUGGUGGAUCGGAGCCAGUACAGAGCCGCCCGCUUCCCAGGUCCAGAUGGCCACAUGUGAGGGGGGUCUUAGAAACAUUGAUUACAGGAUGAUGGAAAAGUCAAGUCAUGGAUCUUGUUUGCUUUGUGAAGAAUUGGGAGAAUUGUGUUUGUAGAUAACCGCUUUCGUAUGUUUUUAAAAAUUAGAUGCAAACUAGAUUCGUAUGCAGAUGUAGUUUUUAGCAGGGCAAACAUUGGGAAAACAGACUGCAUGUAGCCUUUUUAUACUUCUGAAAUGAAUAGCUCUGUGAGAAUUCUUUUUAUAACUUCUCCCUCCAAGGGAAGGUCACCUUAGGUAUAUUUGUAAUUCUAAAGGGCUGGACCGGGGUGUGUGUCAGCUGUGACUCUUUACCUCAUUUGUCUAGGGCUGAUUAGUGACUUAGUAUGUGUUGUAGGAAGAGGGGGGAGGGUCCUGCUGUCCUCUGCCUGACCUCUCUAACUUUGCUGUGUGAACUGGGUAGGUCCCUCCCUCUCUGAGCCUUGUUCUCUUCAGCUGUGAAUGUGGUAUUUGGACUGGAUGUUACCCAUGUCCCUUCAAACACUGCCAUCCUGGAGUAAGACGGUCCUACAGAAAAAAUAUGGGAAGUGUAGUCUUAGCAUUCUUUUAAAAAUAAUAUUCCCUCAAAAACAAAUGCCAUUGCUUCAUAUGAAGGUGUGGAUAGCUGUUAUUCCUGCUGCUUUCCCAUUAUAAAGAGACUCAGUCCUAGAUGGAACACUUAGCCAGGCUCGGGGGCCCCUCGGCUGGGCAUCUGGGGACCAAGAUGUCCACUUAUUAACACGCCCAGCAUUCUCUAACCAAGCUGGCAGUGGAGACCUGGCUUUUGGACAUCAACUUGUAAAAAUGGGGUUAACUGCUCUCUCUGGGCUGUGGAAUUAGAGUGUAGUAGAAUACAUUUUACUUAGAGAUGUUUUGACCUUAACCAGAAAUAAAGCUUUCUUUCUUUUCUUUUAAUCAAGAAAGAAAAAAGGAGAAUAUUUAAUAUCUGGCCUAAAAAAAUAGACCCCCUAGGGGACUAAAAUUUUUUAAAAUCAGAAUUGGGAUCUCACAUAUGGAUAGUUGUUAAAUUUCAAGAAACACUGUCCUGUCUGUGGUCACUUCCCAUCUCUGGGACGGCAGGCAGGAUAAGCAUUAAUGUCCCUCCCCCUUUACAGAUGAAGAAGACCAGGCUCCGAGAGUAAAGCGCUUGCCUGAGGCCUGAAAGCCUCUGAGAAGGACAGGAGCUGAGGGCAUCUGGUCCUCUUUGGCACCCUUUCCACUCCAUGGUGCUGCUUCUCAGAAAAAUCUCGUAACUAUGGAAAGGAAGAUGCUGCCAUUUCCACAGGUUUCAGGGAUUCUCCUUAAGGUCCAUCUCAACGUUUAAAGCAACACUCUCAAGCCACUCACACUGGGCGUUGCAUUUUGGAGUCCUUUCUGGAAUUGCAUUUUCUGCCUUUAAGCCUGACUGUUCCACAUCUGAAAUGCUGGGGUGGCAUCACCCUGACGUACAUAGCAGGAGGGUGACCCAGGAAUCCAGAAACAUGAGGUCCAUUUGGGAAUUCACCCCUGUCUU
Molecule: messenger RNA, 2550 nt
Organism: Aethalodelphis obliquidens (Pacific white-sided dolphin)
Lineage: Eukaryota; Metazoa; Chordata; Mammalia; Artiodactyla; Delphinidae
Gene: IGFBPL1
Product: insulin like growth factor binding protein like 1
Exons: 5
Coding region: 198-1022 (274 amino acids)
Biological process (GO): regulation of signal transduction; regulation of cell growth
Cellular component (GO): extracellular region
Molecular function (GO): insulin-like growth factor binding
Source: RefSeq, a predicted model, not a curated record